Messenger RNA from Labrus mixtus (cuckoo wrasse), 3067 nucleotides. It is a transcript of the gene cep41, whose product is annotated as centrosomal protein 41. NCBI's taxonomy places the organism in Eukaryota, Metazoa, Chordata, Actinopteri, Labriformes, Labridae. Gene Ontology annotation, biological process: protein polyglutamylation; cilium assembly. Gene Ontology annotation, cellular component: ciliary basal body. The record is from RefSeq and is a predicted model, not a curated record. The coding region runs from base 101 to 1210 and encodes 369 amino acids. The transcript is spliced from 11 exons.
CAGUAUCGGCUUUUCUGAUUGGCCCGUGAGACAGCAGGGACAAAUCAGCACGGGGAAUGUUAAAAACGAACUGUAACGUUAUGUAUUUCGGUUUGAAAAGAUGUCGCUCAAUCGGGGAAUCGGCAGUGUUCAGUACAUGAAAAAAAGGAUACCAAAAAAUGCCAAGUAUCAGCAUGUUAAAACAAGGCUGGAUACAGGUUGCAGCCUCUCAAAGUAUAUGGAAAAACUCGAGGAGAUUAAAAAAAAUUACAGAUAUAGAAAAGAUGAAAUCUUUAAACGGUUGAAGGUGACGACAUUUGCACAGUUGAUACUUCAGGUAGCCUCCAUAUCAGACCUAAAUGAAAGUGAAAAUGACGCUGACUCACAUUUACCAGAAGACAGUGUGUCAGCGGUGUCUGAUGCAGACCUGGAGAGUCUCUCUGAACACACCAACGGCUCCCCUCAGGUGUCACCGCAUUCAGAUCACCAGGAGGCAGGAGACAGCACGGACUUCUGCCACACUGCAAGGUCAACACUACUGAGUGUUAUUAGUGGUGUGGGAGAGCUGAACCUCGACAGGAACAUUCAGAAAAAGGAGAAUGAGUUGGUGUUGAUCUCUGAGCCAGUUGACAGGCCCUACCCAGACUGCCCCUACCUGCUGCUGGACGUACGGGACCGGGACUUGUACAACCGCUGCCACAUCAUCAGCGCACACAGUUUACCCAUCGCCAUGCUAUCUCGAACCAUGAACCCCUACACAAAAGAAGUGCUGGAAUAUAAAAAUGCUGCGGGGAGGAUCAUCAUUGUGUAUGACGAGGACGAGAGAAUAGCCAGCCAGGCUGCCACCACCAUGUGCGAGCGAGGGUUUGAGAAUCUGUUUAUGCUGUCUGGAGGUCUCAAGGUAAUUGCUCAGAAAUUUCCAGAAGGCAUGACGACAGGUUCCAUCCCAAAGUCCUGCCUGUCCUCUCCGACAUCAUCGGGCAGAAAGAAGAGCUCUGUGCAGCCGGUGCACGCGGCAGAGAAGAGGUGGAGGUUUACUUCAGAAGAGCUGGCCAAGCUUCAUGAGCAGAUGGACGAGAUCCUCAUCCCCAGUAACUCCAGCAGCCGCAUGUCCAGCCGCAUGUCGACCAGCAGCUUCCAGUCUAAAGCGUCCAGCGCCCCGAGUCGACAGAGUUCCUGCACCGCUGGGAGGGACAGCGCCCGGGUUCAGAGCAGCAGACCAUGGAAAUAAUACCCGACACCUAACGUCUUCAUCCAUGAUUAAAAAAAACAAACAUACCUCCAGAGAGAAGUCCGUUCAUUCAAAGGUUGAUUCUAUCUGCUCCAUAGCUUUUACCAGUCUGUAACAUGAUCCUCUGAGAUAAAGCUGCACAGUAAGGUGGAAUAAAAACAACUCCACAACCCUUUAUAUAUUUACUCAAACAAAAGAAUGUGCACAUCCACAUGUUUCUAGUUCCCUCAACUACCUUUACCUCAGAAGUUCUUAUUACACAGCGCCCAAAUGAAUUCUUCUGAGGUUUUGUAUAAUUUCUAAAUGUGGGAAAUCAAACACACCUCGAGAAAGUGGGAAUGUAAUCCGCUCAAUUUCCCUUCAAAAUCAACUUAGGCCCCGUGUCCUCCUAGCGUUUUAUGCAGGGGCAGAAAAGUGCUGACUGUGCACUUGGAAGCAGAAAGAAGAAAAACGCAGCCCGUCCAUCCUGUCUCUAUGACAACAGUCUGUUGACAACGGCCGCUGUAUGAUCGACACUGCUCUGUUACUUUGUCCUGUAUCUUUUUUUAUUUAAGAUCGUUUAUCGACCGAUCAGACUCGGAGCAAAGAGGAUGUGGGUGCAAGACACGAUCAGUAGCCGGCAAAACUACGGCGAGUAUCAACAUUACAUUUGGAAAAGUGCCCCCGUGACGUCAAAUGUGACUUCCUGAAAAAGAUGAAAGAUUUUCAACGCUAGGAGCAGUCGCACAUAAAAAAAAGUGCUGGUAAAAAAGACGCUAUGCGCCGGGCUUUUUCUCCAGACGGCCGCCCGAUGCCGCACGGGCGCUCUCUACUCAUUGAAAAAAAGACGCUGGCGCACUAGGUGGACACGGGGCCUAACUCUCGAAAAGAUUGUGGGAUCAAAACAAAAUGUAUAAUUUCAGACUUGGUGCACUCUUCAUCGUCUUUUGAGAGUUACGUCAGACCGAAUCAUUUCACCUUCAAUGUUGUUUUUAAUCUAUAUUUAAUAAAUGCCGUGUAUUUGAAUGUCUGCACAGUGAACCUGAAAAGUGAUGAAUCUGUUUGCACUCGAUUUAAAUUUUUCACCUGACGCUAAUCUCAUCCUUUUUGUUUCUUUACCAGUCAAUGAACCUGAAGAAGUCAGCACUCAUUUUGAACGGUUACCUGUUUAAUUGUCUCACUAUUUUACAGAACUCUCUCCAUACUGACACGACAACCUCCCCAUUGGUCGGUGGCAUUCUUAUGUGACUUUUUGUUUUGUUAUGGAGACUGAAUAAUUGAAUGUUGAUUUGUGACAUGAAGGAUAUUUUGGGAUGUACUAAAUGAGGAUAUAAUUUAUAAUACUAAUGUGACAGAGUUUAUUCUAUUGUGUAAAAUAAUGAAAAGCUGUGCUGUAUUUUUGUAAUUCUCGUCACAUUGUCCCAAACUGACGACUUCUCAGCCUUCACCUGCGACAUGUUUUGGUCCUGUGAUGCUGUUACUCGAUGAUUAUUUGUGUUUGUGCAUCACGUGACCUGAUUUCCUGAAGCCUUCACAAACACACAGACUAUAAGUAUCACAACAUGGCAGUGUCACUAAAGGAGGGAAAUGGGCAUUUUGUGAUUCCUGUUUGACCAAAAAAAAAGAGCAGCACUUGCGUUCCAACAGAUGCAUUUUUAAAACAGUAUUGCUAAUUUGUGGCCUUUUGUUUGGUUAGCGUGGUUGUGACGUGUUGCGUGGUUCAUGAGCGACUUUCCCUGAAUCCUUUGAUGUGAAAAAAUGUAAGGCUUUGUGAUUUGUUUUCACCAUCAGUCUUAACUCAUACACACACACACACUAAUGAUCUGAUCACAGGAUUUAGUUUGUAAAUGAAUGUUGAAUAAAUUGUAUAGAUGUUUA